AAGAAAGAAAGAAAGAAAGAAUCCCAGCUGCAAAGAAGGGAUGGGGGAAAAAAUGCAAAAGGAGAGGUGAAAAAAAAAAAAAGAGAGAGCGAGAGACGAGCCUUCCCACUUUCUCCCCAAUCUGGGGCACCGCGAGGAAGCCAGGAAACGUCCUUCUCUGAGCAGUUUUUGGACAAAAGAGACCCCAAACUUUUGCAAAAGUUGGAGAAAAAGAAGAAGAAAAAGAAGAAGGAGGAGGAGGAGGAGUCAAAGCCUUGGGUGGAAAACAACAAAGGAAAGUUGGGAUUGGGACUUUGAAAACAUUUUAUAAAAAUUAUUUUGAAGAUUAUUAUUUUUUAUAAAAAAAUAUAUAUUUUUCUGGAUGGCUUGGAGAUAGAGGAGCCCCGGGCCCGGCUGGAAAGAAGCCUCUCUCUGGUUGCAUCUCUCUGGAUCUCUGCUUUGGAUGCAUAGGAUGGCGGCGCCAGGCGUCCUCCUCCUCCUCCUCGUUGCAAACCUGCUCCUGGUUGUAGAGGCCAAGAAGCAGCCCGACGGAGGAGGAGGAGGAGGAGGAGGAGGAGGGUCCGCCUGCUACGGGGGCUUCGACCUCUACUUCGUGCUCGACAAAUCGGGGAGCGUCCUGCACCACUGGAGCGAGAUCUACUACUUUGUGGAGCAUCUGGCGCACAAGUUUAUAAGCCCACAACUGAGGAUGUCCUUCAUAGUUUUCUCAACCAGAGGUUCGACUCUGAUGAGACUCACCGAAGACAGGGAGCAGAUCCGGCAGGGCCUGGAGGAGCUGCAGAAGGUCCUUCCCGGAGGAGACACCUACAUGCACGAAGGCUUUGAACGGGCAAGUGAACAAAUUUACCAUGAAAAUGUCCAAGGAUUCCGGACGGCCAGUGUCAUCAUUGCGCUGACCGAUGGCGAGUUGCACGAAGACCUUUUCUUCUAUGCUGAGCGAGAGGCCAACCGAUCCAGGGAACUGGGAGCAACCGUUUACUGCGUCGGAGUGAAAGAUUUCAACGAAACGCAGCUGGCCCGGAUUGCCGACAGCAAGGACCACGUUUUCCCCGUCAAUGACGGCUUCGAAGCUCUCCAGGGCAUCAUCGACUCCAUCUUGAAGAAAUCCUGCAUCGAGAUCCUGGCGGCCGAACCCUCCCGAAUCUGCGCCGGAGAAUCGUUCCAAGUGGUCGUGACCGGGAACGGGUUCCGCCACGCGCGCAACGUGGACCGCGUCCUUUGCAGCUUCCGCAUCAACGAGACCGUCACGCUCAAUGAGAAGCCCUUUGUGGUCGAAGACACUUACCUGCUUUGCCCGGCUCCUGUUUUACGAGAAGUUGGCAUGGAAGCGGCUCUGCAAGUCAGCAUGAACGAUGGCCUGAGCUUCAUCUCGAGCUCCGUCAUCAUCUCCAGCACACACUGCUCGGACGGGACGAUCCUGGCGCUGGUGCUGCUGAUCCUCUUCCUGCUCCUGGCCCUGGCCCUGCUCUGGUGGUUCUGGCCCCUCUGCUGCACCGUGAUCAUAAGGGAGCCGCCUCCACCUCCGAUGGACGACAGCGAGGACGAGGAUGACGACGGACUUCCCAAGAAGAAGUGGCCGACCGUCGAUGCGUCUUAUUACGGCGGACGGGGCGUCGGGGGCAUCAAGCGCAUGGAGGUGCGCUGGGGCGAGCGGGGCUCCACGGAGGAGGGGGCCAAGCUGGAGAAGGCCAAGAACGCCCGGGUCAAGAUGCCGGAGCAGGAGUUCGAGUUCCCGGAGCCCCGGAGCCUGGCGGGAGGCAUGCGCAGGACCUCCUCCCCACACAAGUGGUACUCGCCCAUCAAGGGAAAACUAGACGCUCUCUGGGUUUUGCUGAGAAAAGGCUACGACCGGGUCUCUGUGAUGCGGCCACAACCGGGAGACAAGGGCCGGUGCAUCACCUUCACGCGGGUGAAGAGCGGUGGGGGUCUGCCCCCCAAGUACCCCCUGAACAACGCGGUCCCGCCCCCGGCCCCCGUCUACUGCCCCCCCUGCCCCCAGGCCCCCCGGCCCCCCUCCCCCCUGCCGCCCCUCCCGCCCCCCUCCCCACGCCCCGCCCCCCGCCCGGGCCCCGCCCCCCUCCCGGCCCCCGCCACGCCCCUCCGUCUAGACCCCAAGACCCCCCCCGCCCCCCCCUCCUUCCCAGAAUCCCCCUCCGGCCCCUGUCCAGCAUCGUCCCCAAAGGGUCUCCAGAGAAGCCCUGCCAGGAGCAACUCCUUCCUCGCUUCCAGUGGACCAUUGAUCUUGCAACCGUCUCCAAAUCAGGAAAGUUGCAUCCUUGGCUUUCCUACUUGCACCGAGAAGGCACCCUUGCUUUUCCAAAUUGCAAAGCCCAACGUCAACGAAAGACACCUUUCCAUUUGGAAGGAAGAUGGUGACAUUGCCAGGAGCAACCUCGCCGCUUCUGGUGGACCGUUGAUGUUGCAAUCAUCUCCAAAUUGUGGAAGUUGCAUGGCUCCCAUGCACCGUUGCUUUCCUCUUUGCACGGAGAACGGAUUCUGUCUGUCGGUGAGAAAUGCAUUGCAAGGAGCAACCUUGCCGCUUCUGGUGGACCAUUUGUGUUGCAACCAUCUCCAAAUCGUGGAAGUUGCAUGGCUCCCAAGCGUCGUUGCUUUCCUCUUUGCACCGAGAAUGCAUCCUUGUUUUUCUGAAUUGCAACGCCAAACGUCAACGAAAGACAGCUUUCCAUUUGGAAGGAAGAUGGUGCCAUUGCAAGGAGCAACCUCGCCGCUUCUGGCGGACUGUUGGUGUUGCAACCGUUGCCAAAUUGUGGAAGUUGCAUGGCUCCCAUGCACCGUUGCUUUCCUCUUUGCGCCGAGAACGGAUUCUGUCUGUCGGUGAGAAACGCAUUGCAAGGAGCAACCUUGCCGCUUCCGGUGGACCGUUUGUGUUGCAACCAUCUCCAAAUCGUGCUCUCCUAUUUGCACCGAGAAUGCAUCCUUGCAUCCUUGCUUUUCCGAAUUGCAACGCCCAACGUUUUUCCUUUUCAUUUGGAAGGAAGAUGGUGGCAUUGCCAGGAGCAACCUUGCCACUUCUGGUGGACUGUUGGUGUUGCAACCAUCUCCAAAUCAGGCAGGUUGCACGGCUUCCAAGCAGCGUUGCUUUCCUAUUUGCACCAAGAAUGCAUCCUUGCUUUUCCAAAUUGCAACACCCAACGUCAACGAAAGACACCUUUUCAUUUGGAAGGAAGAUGGUGGCAUUGCCAGGAGCAACUUCUUCAUCGCUUCCAGUGGACCGUUUGUGUUGCAACCAUCUCCAAAUUGUGGGAGUUGCAUAGCUUCCAAGCAUCACCAAGACACACGCUGGUAGAUUCCAACAGGUUUUAUUGUACAGAAUACCAGAACCUUCUCUUUGGCCCAUUUGUAUAGGGGCUCUCACAUACCAGAGGGUAAUUGAGGUUUUAUGGCUGGCAUCUGUUCUUUGUCAGCCGACCGGAGAUGUCAAAGAUUUGAGAUCAUGACACCUAUUUGCACUGAGAAUGCAUCCUUGCUUUUCCAAAUUGCAACGCCCAACGUCAACGAAAGACACCUUUCCAUUUGGAAGGAAGGUGGUGGCAUUGCCAGGAGCAACUUUGCUACUUCUGGUGGACCAUUUGUGUUGCAACCAUCUCCAAAUCGUGGAAGUUGCAUGGCUCCCAAGCGUCGUUGCUUUCCUAUUUGCACCGAGAAUGCAUCCUUGCUUUUCCGAAUUGCAACGCCCAACGUCAACGAAAGACAGCUUUCCAUUUGGAAGGAAGGUGGUGCCAUUGCCAGGAGCAACUUUGCUACUUCUGGUGGACAGUUUGUGUUGCAACCGUCUCCAAAUCGGGCAGGUUGCACGGCUUCCAAGCAUCGUUGCUUUUCUAUUCAAUCGGUUGCAACCAGAUUGAACAUUGAGUUACGGUGAGUUUUCUGGGCAUUGCAAGGGAGCAUUGCUUCCAAGCACCAUUGCUUCCUGUUUGCGCAGAGCAUGGAUCCUUGCUUCUGCAUUUCUCCAGUUGGAACAUUCACGUUGCUUCGUCAUCAGAAAUGAAACCUCUCCAUUCAUCUCCAAGAAGGAAGGAAAGAAGGCAAUGCCACUCAUCGCUCGCCAUUCAUCACGGAGAAGGAAGGCGAAGGUUGGCGAGGAAGAACAUCUCAUUCAUCUCUUGGCUCUUCCUCUGCAGAUGUGUUUGGCGCAACCGUUGCCAAAGUUUGGGAAGAAGGAGCAUUGCUUCUUAUUUGCACCGGGAAUGGAUCCUUUCUUGGAUGGGUGGUGCGCCAAAGCCACAAUCCUGGAGAUCUUGCAAGCGCCAUUUUCAUGCGCCGUGGGCAUUGUUUUGGGCCUCGGAUUUGCGCAUUUCAUUAAGGAGACAGCGGAUGAACCAAACUAGGGUUUGUGAUGGAUCGAAAGGGGAAAGUGGAUUGGAAAUGGGAAUACUGGCCUCUCGUUAAUAGGUUUCCAAAGGACCAGAGGAGAAUUGCAAGAUGGCAAAGUGUGUUUUUGCAAUGUUUGAAGGGAGGAAAUGAAUGGUUUUGCUGUGCAGCAAAGGGUGAUGGUGCUUGGUUUUGUGGCAGGACCCAAAAUGUGCCCAAAGUGGAGUCUUUUCACAGUGCGUUUCAGUCUGGGUCAAGCUCAGAAGUGUGCAUUUUCCACCCUUGGAAGCACUUGGAGAGAGAAGCGAUGCCUUCAAGGGAUUUCAUGGUGCAUUAUAAUACUUUUUCAUUUCUCCCUGGGAGAAAAAUAACCCUUAGAGAGCAUGGAUUUGCAAGCAGGCGCUCGCAUUUGCAACCCUUUGCGCUGAGUUUGUCGUAUUUGUAGGAGCCACGCUGGGCUUGCGAGUGGAGGAAGGUGAGCCACGAAUGAGGCUUGAGUCCAUCCUGGUUCAUUCAAGAUGAUUCGAGUCUCAGUUUGGGGAGGAUUUUGGGAGAACGGAGGGAGGAAAGAAGCAGAAAGUAACAGAGACACCUUGUGUUGUUGGGAUAAUAUCUCCCAACAGUCUUCGUUCCAAUUUCGUUGGGAACAUCCAAGGGAAAUACAGUAGAGUUCCAGUUGUCUGACAUAAACGGGCGGGCAGAAUGUUGGAUAAUUGAAACUGUUGGAUAAUAGAGCCAAGCCUCUCCAUGCUCCAAGCCGGAUGGAGGAGACUUCCCUGCCGGCAAGCACCGAGCUUCAAGAACCCUGUUGCUGCCUAGAAAAACAGCAUUUUUUCUAGGCAGCAACACGCAAGGGGCCUCUCCAAGCGCCUGGUGCUUGCUGGGAGGGAAAAGUCAGUGCCAGUCGCGUCUCAUCCCUUCCGGCAAGCACCCGGCUUGGAGAGGCCCACAGAGCAUUGCUGCCCAGAGAAAUAGCAACACGCAAGGGGCCUCUCCAGGUGCCUGGUGCUUGCCGGGAGGGAAAAGUCUGUGCCGGUCACGUCUCAUCCCUUCCGGCAAGCACCCGGCUUAGAGAGGCCCACAGCACAUUGCUGCCUAGAGAAACAGCAACAUGCAGCAGGCCUCUCCAGGUGCCUGGUACUUGCCAGGAAGGAAAAGUCUGUGCCGGUCGCGUCUCAUCCCUUCCAGCAAGCACCCGACUUGGAGAGGCCCACAGCGCAUUGCUGCCUAGAGAAAUAACAACAUGCAGCAGGCCUCUCCAAGCGCUUGGUGCUUGCUGGGAGGGAAAAGUCUGUGCCGGUUGCGUCUUAUCCCUCCCGGCAGGCACCCGGCUUGGAGAGGCCCACAGCGCAUUGCUGCCUAGAAAAACAGCAGAUUUUCUAGGCAGCAACAUGCAAGGGGCCUCUCCAAUCGCCUGGUGCUUGCCGGGAGGGAAAAGUCUGUGCCGGAUGCGUCUCAUCCCUCAUGGCAAGCACCCCGCUUGGAGGCCCACAGUGCAUUGCUGCCUAGAGAAACAGCAACAUGCAGCAGGCCUCUCCAAGUGCCUGGUGCUUGCCAGGAGGGAAAAGUCUGUGCCGGUUGCAUCUCAUCCCUCCGGCAAGCACCUGGCUUGGAGAGGCCCACAGCGCAUUGCUGCCUAGAAAAACAACAAUUUUUCUAGGCAGCAACACGCAAGGGGCCUCUCCAAGUGCCUGGUGCUUGCCGGGAGGGAAAAGUUGCCCCGGUCGCGUCUCAUCCCUCCCGGCAAGCACCCGGCUUGGAGAGGCCCCCACCCAGCGUGUUGCUGCCUAGAAAAACAACAACAUGCAGCAGGCCUCUCCAAGCACCGGGCACCCAUCAGAAGGGGCGAGAAGUCGGCACAUCGGAUAAUACAGAGUGUCGGAUAAACGGAAGUCGGAUAAGCUGAAUUCUACUGUAAGGAAUGGUUGGAAAGGGGUUACGGAAGAGAGGGAUGUAGUUGCAAAUGAGGAUGAUAUAUGGAGUUUGGAAAUGGCACGGUAGGAGAAUAUCCCAUCCAAUGUUUGCUUCCUUUUCCUGCAAAACGGCUCCUGAACUGCAGAGAGCCCUCAAAGUCUUCCUUUGUGUCCCUGCCACAAAAGCUGUUAAAAGUUCAGGGAAAGACCUGCUUGCAAACAGAGCGGCCUCAAUCUGGUCUGGAUCCGUGCCUUUGUGUUGCAUUUUCCUGGUGCAGACGGAAGGGUGUUUAUUGUUGUUGGGCAGGCAGCCUUUGCAGCCACUUUCCAGAUCCAAAGUCCAAGAAGUGCACUGGUUGCAUUUCUUUCCUUUCUGCUUCUUUCUCCUUCCUUUUGUGGAUUUUGCCUUUUCCCAGCCCUGCAUUUUAGGCACAUCGUAAACAUAGCAAACACAGCUCAGGACCAGGCUGAGAAAGGCUUCGAAAGAGGCACAAAAAGGACCGAGUCCUUCAAAAGCAAACUCCCUCCAUCUGGAUGUUUGCAGUGAAAGCAUUUUUUUUUUUUGCAAGAGCCUUUUUGGACACCACUUUUGCAUCUUGUUUUUUUAAGUGCCUGUUGGCAUGAGUUUUUCCACAGAAGAGCCUUGGGAAGAUGCGUAGGUGUGCGAGGGAAGAAAUAGCGCUGCAACGACACAUUUCCAAAAAUGGUUUUCCUGGCGGUUUGGGAAAAGGAAGAGUAUUCUAUCCCGGCGGGAACGCAGUGCAAUUUCCUGCCGGCCGGAUCCCAAAAUGUUGGGAGAGCAAGGCCAAAAAAGAACAGGGUUUUUGCACCAAAAGAAGCGGGUUUUGCGCACCCAAACGUUGCAUUUCCUCAGCACCAAAUCCCUUCCAAAAACAAUACUGGGUAAUUUUUGGGAAACUCAAAUACAGGGAAACUGUGGUGGGUGAAUAUUCAUGUUGGAAAGAAAAUGAUCCUUGCUUGCAGUGAAAGAUCAAGAUCCCUUGCUCUGUGCGGAGCACUAUGUCUCUCCAAGUGGGAGAUCUAGUGCUCCAUGCAAACUAAUUUUUGGGAAACUCGAAUAUAGGGAAACUAUGGUGGAUGGAUAUUCAUGUUGGAAAGAAAAUGAUCCUAAUGAAUCCUCCUUUCUUGCAGCAAAGGAUCGAGAUCCCUUGCUCUGUGCGGAGCACUAUGUCUCUCCAAGUGGGAGAUCUAGUGCUCCAUGCAGUGAAACUAUGUUUGAAAAGGUCAAAGGAUUGUUCUUCUUGGUUGCGUUUAAUAUUUGGUUUUCUGCUCGUCAUAACAAGAUCCCCAAACCACUGCAGAAUAAGACCAUGCAAUGUUGCCGUUGUUUCUCGUGGGUUUUUGCCAAUGGUUGUGAUGCUGACAAAUAUCUCUCCACACUUUGAGAUGGUUUCCCAUAGUUAGGAAUUUGGAGGUUGGAUUAUAUUUGCAGAUUGCAUACAUUCUCUCUAGGAAUCCACGUCUUCCGGUGCAACGUCUGCCAGAAAGUGGCCAUAGGAGGCUUCUCUAUGCAUUUGGAGAUCAUGUGCCAAUUUGCAGCAGACGUUCACCAUAAAAGUCAUAAAAGUUUUUGAAAUUUGCAGUAUUUCUGCCUUUUGCGGGGAUCUUGUGCUCCGCCCCAGAAAAUGCAUUUAUUUGAUUCUAAGAUUGCCGAAAUUGCAAAGAGUGCACUUUUUGCGCAUGUUUAUUUGCCAGCAAAUACUUUUUUUUCUGGUUCCGGGAUUUUGGAAAUGGAGGUGCGUGCACAUGAGAUCCGCUAGUGCAUGAGGAUCGAGUAAAUACAUGCAGCAACUGCCAUGCGCACCUUUUUGGCCCAAAUUACAGUUUUUGGAUUUGCAGUAUUUCCGCCUUUUGCGGGGAUCUUGUGCUCCUUCACCCCAGAAAAUGCAUUUAUUUGAUUCUAAGAUUGCCGAAAUUGCAAAGAAUGCACUUUUUGUGCAUGUCAUUUGGCAGCAAAUACUUUUUUUUCUGGUUCCGGGAUUUUGGAAAUGGAGGUGCGUGCACAUGAGAUCCGCUAGUGCAUGAGGAUCGAGUAAAUACAUGCAGCGAUUGCCAUGCACACUUUUUUUGGCCCAAACUGCAAAGGGUGCACUUUUUGCACACGUCAUUCAGCAACAAAUAACCUUUUUUUGGGGAUUCAGGGUUUUGGAAAUUGGGGUGCGCAUGUUACCCAAUGGUGCAUGAGACCCGCAAUGCAAAAACUCACCCCAUAUUUGGAGACGGGGAAAACGAGCGUGUCUUAGAAUGGAAGAAAUGCAGAUUGUGCUUGAAGAAAUGCAUCCUGUUGCUUGACUUAGUGAAAGCGCAAUGCCCGGGAAGGGUUUUUAUUAAUGCGCGGCCCUGUUGACGUGUCCGUCAGUCUCUGCCCCACGAAAUGCACCCCAAAUGCAGCAAAAGAGGGGCUUUGUCUGCAGGCAGAACAAAGCCAUCUCUAUAGGAAAAAGCGCCUCUCCGAAAGGACCCGUUGCGCCCAAGGAUGGCUUCGUGGUCCUUUCGCGGAGCAGGAUUCGAACCCAGACCCCGAGGCUUUAAGAAGGAGGGAAAACGACUCUUUUUGACUGCCCCAACUGCUUGCUUUCAAUGGGUUUGCUCAAAGGCGCGCCCCAAAGAGACGGGAAAUUAUAUAUACGAGCGUAGGUCAAAAAUGUUUUGCCUCCUGUGUCAUAAAAACGUUAUGAAUUAACCCGUAAGAGCAGUAUUUCCUCUGCAUGAAAUUACCGCUCAACACUGUCGUCCUCAAGUUGUACACAUUUGCACCAUCGUUUAACCCAGGUAUCAAAACUCAUUUUGGGAAAAUUCAGGGUUUUUGCUUCGUGACUCACAGAUUUCAAACCUGUUUUGAGGCCAUUCAAGUCACUGAAUCCGAAACCACGUCAGUUGGCUUUUUGGACCGCUGAAAGGUUUUGAUGCCUGGGUUAAACGAUGGCGCAAAUGUGUACAAAUCGAUGGUGACGAUGUUGAGCGGUAGUUUUGUGCAAAGGACAGUUUAAGGUAAUAGUAAUAAUAAUAAUAAUAAUAAUAAUAGUAGUACUUUAUAUAUAUAUCACCCUGUUUUCUCAAGGGACUCAGGGUAGUUUCCAACAUAGCAAGGAAACCAUAGAACAACUUAAAACAAAAAACUAAACAAUACAAUAAUGAUCAUAAGUAGCGUUCAAGGGGCUCUUGGAUUGUAGGCGAACUAUAAAUUCCAGCAACUACAACUCCCAUAUAUAUUCAGGUCAGCUUAUACUCGAGUAUAUACGGUCUUAAGGUCUCCCGGCAUUAGGACAGUUGAGAACUGCUGAUGUAAUGGCACACAGGUACCUCAGCUGUUAGACUGAAAGACCAUAAAAUAAUUUAAUGGUUGUGGGGUCAUCACAACAUAAGGAACUGGAUUAAGGGGUCACGGCAUUAGGACGGUUGAGAACCGCUGAUGUAAUGGCACACGGGUAACUCAGCUGUUAGAUUGAAAAGCCAUAAAAUAAUUUUAUGGUUGGGGGUCUCCACAACAUAAGGAACUGGAUUAAGGGGUCACGGCAUUAGGACGGUUGAGAACCGCUGAUGUAAUGGCACACGGGUAACUCAGCUGUUAGAUUGAAAAGCCAUAAAAUAAUUUUAUGGUUGGGGGUCUCCACAACAUAAGGAACUGGAUUAAGGGGUCACGGCAUUAGGACGGUUGAGAACCGCUGAUGUAAUGGCACACAGGUAACUCGGCUGUUAGACUGAAAAACCAUAAAAUAAUUUUAUGGUUGGGGGUCCCCACAACAUAAGGAACUGGAUUAAGUGGUCACGGCAUUAGGACAGUUCAGAACCGCUGAUGUAAUGGCACACAGGUAACUCAGCUGUUAGAUUGAAAAGCCAUAAAAUAAUUUUAUGGUUGGGGGUCCCCACAACAUAAGGAACUGGAUUAAGGGGUCACGGCAUUAGGACAGUUGAGAACCGCUGAUGUAAUGGCACACAGGUAACUCGGCUGUUAGACUGAAAAACCAUAAAAUAAUUUUAUGGUUGGGGGUCAUCACAACAUAAGGAACUGGAUUAAGGGGUCACGGCAUUAGGACGGUUGACAACAGCUGAUGUAAUGGCACACAGGUAACUCAGCUGUUAGACUGAAAGACCAUAAAAUAAUUUUAUGGUUGGGGGUCACCACAACAUAAGGAACUGGAACAAAUUCUGCUGUUAUAUGUUCAUCCAUAACGUUUUUAUGACACAGGAGGCAAGAUUUUUUUCACCCGCCCUUGUAUAUAAAAAUAGGCUUGUGCAUGCAUUACAGAUGCAAAAAAUGCGCGUCCCGAGACCUCUUCCCGCAUCCAUUGCAGAGUUUUGGAAAAGGUUAAAUUCACAAGUUAUGAUUUCCGAACUUUGCAUGAAUCAAAAGGGAACGCAUCCCCGGUCUGUGGUGUAAAUAUUAUUAUUAUUAUUCCUGUUGUUCUUGCGCUUUUGCCGAAUAACACUUUUAAUCGUUCUGGAUCAAAGGGACCUUUUGGAUUGUUUUUUUAAUUUCCUCCCCCUUCCGUUUUGUUUCCCUGUUGUAGUAAAUUAUUACGAAGCCAAUGAUAUUUCAUGGCACGUGGUUGUAUCAAGCUGUGCUUGUUUUUUUAAUGGUUAUGAUGAUGACAUUUCUCUCCCUUGUUCCUGAUUAUUUUUACGGUUGUAUUGCUUUGUAUCCAUGAUGUAUAGAUAGAUGUUGUCCUGUGCUGACGAAUGCCUCCCCCACAGAGCGUUAAUUGUGGUUAAUUGUCUUAGUUGCUGUGAGUUUCCCAGGACGUCUGGCCACGAUCCAGAAGCAUUCUCUCCUGACGUUUCGCCCACAUCUAUGGCAGGCAUCCUCUCAGGUUGUGAAGUCUGUGGAAUAAUAUCCAGAACCCUUGUCUGUUGGAGGCAAGCGUGAGCGUUGCAAUUAAUCACCUUGAUUAGCAUUGAAAGGCCUUGCAGCUUCAAAGCCUGACUGAUUCCUGCCUGGGGGAACCCUUUGUUAGGAGGUGUUACAAACUAUCUACAGACCCACCAAGAAAAUCCAAAAAAAAUCCUACAUUCAGCAUGUUGCAAUUAAUCACCUUGAUUAGCAUUGAAAGGCCUUGCAGCUUCAAAGCCUGACUGAUUCUUGACCGGGGGAAUCCUCUGUUAGGAGGUGUUACAAACUAUUUACAGACCCACCAAGAAAAUCCAAAAAAAAAUAUAUGCUUCAUUCAGCAUGUUGCAAUUAAUCACCUUGAUUAGCAUUGAAAAGCCUUGCAGCUUCAAAGCCUGGUUGAUUCCUGCCCGGGGGAAUCCUUUGUUAGGAGGUGUUACAAACUAUCUACAGACCCACCAAGAAAAUCCAUAUAUAUAUAUAUAUAUAUAUAUAUAUAUGCGCAACAUUCAGCAUGUUGCAAUUAAUCACCUUGAUUAGCAUUGAAUGGCCUUGCAGCUUCAAAGCCUGACUGAUUCUUGAUCGGGGGAAUCCUCUGUUAGGAGGUGUUACAAACUAUCUACAGACCCACCAGGAAAAUCCAAAUUUUUUUUUGCUACAUUCAGCAUGUUGCAAUUAAUCACCUUGAUUAGCAAGCACUGAAUGGCCUUGCAGCUUUAAAGCCUGGUUGCAACAGAGAGAAUCCACUGAAAUCCAUAAGAAGCAGGUGGACCAUGUCAACAGAAAGGAGAAAACCAUGAUAGUGAACAAAAUCUGGCGACCGGUAUUUUUUAAAAACUCUAAAAUCAGGACAAUAAAUACAAAACAACACUCAGGAAAUGGGAAUUCCAGACAGGAAACAAUCAGGGCCAGCUAACACCUCACGACAAAAGAUGCCCCCAGCCAGGAAGCAGCCAGGCCUUGAAGCGGCAAGGCUUCCCAGCGACCAUUAAUGUGUAUGCGCCACAGGGAGGCCGAAUGGGCCGUGUAUAGCUUUUGUGUCUGUUAUUCUUAAUCGUUAUUGUUGACUGUCGGAAACCUAUACGCACUUCUCAAGAGACUCGUAAGAGUUCUAUCCUGGGAACCAAAACUUUGUAAAUUCCAAAGCAAGUUUUUCCCAAGUGCCUUGCUGUCAAACGCCUAUCAUACAAAAGGGGGGAAAAGGGACCAACGCGCAGUUAAUGGAAAGAGAAGGAAAAUGAUUUUAUUACUGGAAGAAGAGAGAGGAUGGUGGGUGCAAAGCCGGACUUUCCAGCAAGCAGUCCUUGUCCUGUGCCUUGUUUUGCAUGAGAUGAAUUUUUUCUUAGAUAGUCAUUAACCUGUCGAUUUGUAAUGUCAUUAAAGAACGGAUUCCAA
Molecule: messenger RNA, 12489 nt
Organism: Anolis carolinensis (green anole)
Lineage: Eukaryota; Metazoa; Chordata; Lepidosauria; Squamata; Anolidae
Gene: antxr1
Product: ANTXR cell adhesion molecule 1
Exons: 18
Coding region: 443-2839 (798 amino acids)
Cellular component (GO): cell surface; plasma membrane
Molecular function (GO): transmembrane signaling receptor activity
Source: RefSeq, a predicted model, not a curated record